Molecule: messenger RNA, 1164 nt
Organism: Huiozyma naganishii CBS 8797
Lineage: Eukaryota; Fungi; Ascomycota; Saccharomycetes; Saccharomycetales; Saccharomycetaceae
Gene: LIP5
Product: lipoate synthase
Exons: 1
Coding region: 1-1164 (387 amino acids)
Biological process (GO): lipoate biosynthetic process
Cellular component (GO): mitochondrion
Molecular function (GO): lipoate synthase activity; 4 iron, 4 sulfur cluster binding
Source: RefSeq, a predicted model, not a curated record
AUGCUAGGACAGAAAGUUUUCAGUACCGUUAGAUGCAGCGCUGUGCUGCGAAUCUCGCCAGGGAGGUUUAUAUCGAAUGAGACGCCAAAGGCAACAACUGCCACUUUCCCCGUGAAGAAACCUUCCGGUAGAAGACGAAUUACAGAAUUUAAGGAUUCCAUAAACGUUGGUCCUUCGUUCCAGGAUUUUCUGACCGGUAAUGCGGCGACCUUCACAUAUGAUCCAUUACAGAAGGCAAGACAAUACGCUAAAGAGUCAACCGAAAAACUUCCCUCGUGGUUGAAAGUCCCCAUUCCUAAGGGGUUUAAUUACAACAAACUGCAUUCAGAUGUCAAGGACUUGAACCGAGCACUGUCUGCCAAGAGGCCCAAAUUGCCCCAAUAUAGGCGAGUGUUGGGGAGGAAGGACAAAUCGAAGGCCACGGCUACUAUCAUGCUGCUAGGCGAUACGUGUACUAGGGGCUGCAGAUUCUGCUCAGUGAAGACAGACAGAAACCCCAAAAAACCAGAUCCCAUGGAGCCUGAAAAUACUGCUGAAGCGAUCAAUAGGUGGGGGUUAGGAUACGUCGUAUUGACUACUGUGGAUAGAGACGACCUGAUUGACGGGGGUGCCCAUCACUUGGCAGAAACUGUGAAAAAGAUUAAGCAGAAAUCCAAGGGCAAGACCCUUGUUGAGGCACUGACCGGUGAUUUUAGAGGAGACAUGGAAAUGGUUGAUGUGAUGGCGCGCUGCGGGUUGGACGUUUAUGCUCAUAACAUGGAGACCGUUGAGGAACUGACCCCACAUGUUAGAGAUAGAAGAGCCACGUAUCAACAGUCUUUGAGUGUUUUGAAGCGCGCGAAAGAAACGGUUCCGACUCUGAUUACCAAGACUUCCUUAAUGUUAGGAUUUGGGGAAACGGAGGAACAAGUACUAAGAACAUUAAAGGAUUUGAGGGCAGUUGGUUGUGAUGUGGUCACUUUUGGACAAUACAUGAGGCCAACAAAGAGACACAUGAAAGUGGUUGAGUAUGUGCAUCCGGACAAGUUCGAUUACUGGAAAAAAGUAGCGUUAGACUUGGGAUUUUUGUAUUGUGCAUCUGGCCCCUUGGUCAGAUCAUCAUACAAGGCUGGAGAAUCAUUCAUCGAAAAUGUACUAAAGAAAAGACAGAGUCCUGCUACUUAA